This is a messenger RNA of Hemisphaericaspora subhashii, 339 nucleotides long. RefSeq names its product mitochondrial 54S ribosomal protein mL54 (gene MRPL37). Gene Ontology annotation, cellular component: mitochondrial large ribosomal subunit. The coding region runs from base 1 to 339 and encodes 112 amino acids. The transcript has a single exon. The record is from RefSeq and is a predicted model, not a curated record. Lineage: Eukaryota; Fungi; Ascomycota; Pichiomycetes; Serinales; Debaryomycetaceae. Gene Ontology annotation, molecular function: structural constituent of ribosome.
AUGUUCAGGAAUAUCAUCAAAUCCACCGCCACCAUUAGAAGAAGUAUAAUAAACAAACCAGCUUCCUUCUCUACUUCCACAAUUUUAAAAAACGAAGUACCUAAAUCAAGUUGUCCAGCAGGAACUGUAUUAAAUUUAAAAGUAAGACAAAGAGGUGAUGAACCAGUUGCAUUAGAAGAUUCAGAAUAUCCUGAAUGGUUAUGGAAGAUGCUUGAUCCAGAAUUGGUGAGAGAAGAGAUUAAGAAUGAAGAUUUUAUGAGAUGGAGAAAGAUUCAAUUAAGAAAAGCAAAUGCUAAACGUAUUAAACAAAAUAAUUUUAUGGAAACUAUGAAGAAGUGA